CAUCGUUCCACGCUUUGUCACAGAAAUCCCGACCGCCUCUCCAUCCCCGUGGAAAAUUCUUCCGCACUGGGCGGGAUGACUAAUCUUCGCGGGCCAAUUGGGUUUGUUCCGAUUGUUCUGCGAUGGCGGCGGGGAGCGACAGCCGGGUACCCGUAUCGUGGGUGGUCGAGUAGGGAUAUAAAAUGGGGGGAAUCCGCGACAUAUUUUGCUGACAGCAUGAUAUUGCUGGUAUUUGAUUUCCUCUUUUCAUAAAAAACCUUUACCCCACACCACUUCACGAUAUACUGCAGCAAGCAGAGAUGCAGUCCAUAGAUCCAAAAUCCCUCUCAACCCUCCAAGCCCGCGUCGCCUACUUGAAAUCCUUCAUAGGCUUCACCCAAGCCGAUGCCGCGGCCCUCCACGGUGCGAGACCCGUCGUGGAAGCGCUCAUCCCCACAAUCGUCGAUGCGGUCUACAAGAAACUCCUGAGCUUCGACAUCACCGCGAAAGCAUUCGUGCCCAGACAGACCGGCUACGAUGGCGUCGCGCCGACAAAGGUGGAGGAAUUGAAUCUGGAGCACCCGAUGGUCAAGUUCCGGAUGGGCUUUCUGAAGGGAUAUUUGAAGAAGUUGGUUGUGGUCGAUUACGACGAUUUGGGGACUUGGGAGUACUUUGAUAAAGUCGGGAUUAUGCACACUGGUGUUGCGGGGUUCGCUCACAGGGCAAAGAAACCCGGCCUCCGCGUCGAGUACAUCCACAUGGGGCUUCUCCUCGGCUACGUCGUCGACCUGGUGAUUGCGGCGGUCCUGGCUCGCCCGGACCUGGAUAACGAGACGAGGAGCGCCGUUUUGACGGCGUUGAAUAAAGUGAUUUGGAUACAGAAUGACCUGUUUGCGAGACAUUACGUUGUGGAUCUGGAUACCCCUAAUUCAAUCGCUUUUCCGAAGAACGGGCUGUUGCAUGGGUGGGUGGGGCAGAUUGUGGUCGGAGUCGUGAUCACGGUUGUGUUUAUUAAAUUGUAAGAUUUCCUAUAGUAUUUCCCUUA
Molecule: messenger RNA, 1024 nt
Organism: Tuber melanosporum (Perigord truffle)
Lineage: Eukaryota; Fungi; Ascomycota; Pezizomycetes; Pezizales; Tuberaceae
Exons: 5
Coding region: 300-1001 (233 amino acids)
Molecular function (GO): oxygen binding; heme binding
Source: RefSeq, a predicted model, not a curated record